This is a messenger RNA of Loxodonta africana (African savanna elephant), 6114 nucleotides long. RefSeq names its product spindlin 1 (gene SPIN1). Lineage: Eukaryota; Metazoa; Chordata; Mammalia; Proboscidea; Elephantidae. The record is from RefSeq and is a predicted model, not a curated record. Gene Ontology annotation, cellular component: nucleoplasm; cytosol. The transcript has 11 exons. Gene Ontology annotation, biological process: regulation of DNA-templated transcription; gamete generation. Bases 1911 to 2699 code for a protein of 262 amino acids.
GAAAGUUUACAAGUCAGCCUCUCACACAAAAACCCAUAUACACCUUACUACAUACUCCCAAUUACUCUCCCCCUAAUGAGACAGCCUGCUCUCUCCCUCCGCUCUCUCUUUUCGUGUCCAUUUCGCCAGCUUCUAACCUCCUCCACCCUCUCGUCUUCCCUCCAGGCAGGAGAUGCCAACAUAGGCUCAAGUGUCCACCUGAUCCAAGAAGCUCACUCCUCACCAGCAUCCCUCUCCACCCCAUUGUCCAGUCCAAUCCAUGUCUGAAGAGUUGGCUUCGGGAAUGGUUCCUGUCCUGGGCCAACAGAAGCGGAAGAACACCUAUCUCAUCAGAUGUAUGCUUAAAUGAGCGCAGUAGCCCAGAAGUCUGAAUUCAUGGUGCGAGCUCCAGGGGAUGGCUUUCUCUCUAUCGGCUCUGGAGGAAGGUCCUUGUCAUCAGUCUUCCCUUGGUCUGGGAGCAUCUCAGUGCAGGAACCUCAGGUCCAAAGGACGUGCUCUGCUCCUGGUGCUGCUUACUUGGAGACCAAGUUUUGGAUCCUGACAGAAGUGAUAAGGAGAGGGAAGAAUGUCCCUGUGCAGGUGUCCUGCAAGAACUGAGUACUUGGUCACGGAGUUAAUCCCAUGCACUUGGCCUAGGAGACAGACUCUCAAAGACGAUCCAGAGGAUGGUGGAGUAGUUGCAGCAGUUGUAGGCCCAAUCACGGCCUCACAGCAGUGAGAUCAUUCAAAAGCGACUGCAGCAGUGUAUCGACGGGGAACUGCCAGAAAUUCAAGCCAGAUUCAGAAGAGGACGUGGAACCACGGAUAUCAUUGCUGGUGUCAGAUGGAUCUUGGGUGAAAGCAGAGAAUGGCAGAAAGAUGUUUACCCAUGUUCUAUUGACUGUGCAAAGGCAUUCGACUGUGUGGAUCAUAACAAAUUGUGGAUAACAUUGCCGAGAACGGGAAUUCCAGAACACUUAGUUGUGCUCAUGAGGCAGUCAUUCGAACAGAACAAGGGGAUACUGUAUGGAUUAAAGUCAGGAAGGGUGUGUGUCAGGGUUGUAUCCUUUUACCAUACCUAUUCAACUUGUAUGCUGAGCAGAUAAUCCGAGAAGCUGGACUAUAGGAAGAGGAAUGUGGGAUAAGGAUUGGAGGAAGACACAUUAACAACCUGCAUUACACAGAUGACACAGCCUUGCUUGCUGAAAGUGAAGAGGACUUGAAACACUGAUGAAGAUCAAAGAGGACAACCUUCAGUAUAGAUAACACCUCAAUAUAAAGAAAACAAAUCCUCACAACUGGACCAGUAAACAUCAUGAUAAACGGAGAAAAGAUUGAAGUUGUCAAGGAUUUCAUUUUAUUUGGAUCCAUAGUCAACACCCAUGGAAGCAGCAGUCAAGAAAUCUAAAGAUGCAUUGUAUUGGGCAAAUAUGCUGCAAAAGACCUAUUUAAAAAGUUGAAAAGCAAAGAGACCACGUUGAAGACUAAGAUGCCCGUGACCCAAGCCAUGGUGUUUUCCGUUGCCUCAUAGCCAUGUGAAAGCUGGGUGAUGACUAAGGAAGACCAAAGAAGAACUGACACCUUUGAAUUGUGCUGGUGAAGAAUAUUGAAUAUACCAUGGGCUGCCAAAAGAAUGAACAAAUCUGUCUUAGAAGAAGUACAACCAGAAUGCUCCUUCGAAGCAAGGAUGGCAAGACUACCUCUCACAUGCUUUGGACAUGUUGUCAGGAAGGAUCAGUCCCUGGAGUAGGACAUCAUGCUUGGUAAAGUACAGGAGCACUGGUGAUUUCAAGUAUUUUUGCUGAAUCUCUAAGAGACACUUGGAUGGUGGAUUAACAAGAAGGUUGAAAUUUUGUGAGAAGUUUCAAAUUGGAGAAUACUGAAUUUUCACCCUAGUCAGGCAGCUGUGCUGCUCACUUAAAUACAGAUGAAUGAAGACCCCAUUCGGAAAGACACCUGGCCAGCGGUCCAGAGCUGAUGCAGGACAUGCUGGUGUGUCUGCAAACAUGAUGAAGAAAAGGACUUCCCACAAAAAACAUCGGAGCAGUGUGGGGCCCAGCAAACCUGUUUCCCAGCCCCGGCGGAACAUCGUGGGCUGCAGAAUUCAGCAUGGGUGGAAAGAAGGGAAUGGACCCGUCACACAGUGGAAAGGAACAGUUCUGGAUCAGGUUCCCGUAAAUCCUUCAUUGUAUCUUAUAAAAUACGAUGGAUUUGACUGUGUUUAUGGACUAGAACUUAAUAAAGAUGAAAGAGUUUCUGCACUUGAAGUCCUCCCUGAUAGAGUUGCAACAUCUCGAAUCAGUGAUGCACACUUAGCAGACACAAUGAUUGGCAAAGCUGUGGAACAUAUGUUUGAGACGGAGGAUGGUUCUAAAGAUGAAUGGAGGGGAAUGGUCUUAGCACGCGCGCCCAUAAUGAACACGUGGUUUUACAUUACCUAUGAGAAAGACCCCGUCUUGUACAUGUACCAGCUCUUAGAUGACUAUAAAGAAGGCGACCUUCGCAUCAUGCCUGACUCUAAUGAUUCACCUCCAGCAGAAAGGGAACCAGGAGAAGUUGUGGACAGCCUGGUGGGCAAACAAGUGGAAUAUGCCAAAGAAGAUGGCUCGAAAAGGACUGGCAUGGUCAUUCAUCAAGUAGAAGCCAAACCAUCUGUCUAUUUCAUCAAGUUUGAUGAUGAUUUCCAUAUUUAUGUCUACGAUUUGGUGAAAACAUCCUAGAUGUCAUCGCGAACUUUGCCAAAUUUGUGGAACUGUUAAAUGUAUAAUUUGUAGACAUAAAGACUUGAUUGCUUUCCAGUUUAUGAAAGCUUAAAUGUCCCUGCGAACCCACAAUCUCUGCCAGCGAAACUGUUUUGUUCUCAAUAGUACAGAUUUAUGUGAACACAAAGCAUUUUGUGUAAGGAACUCCUUCCUCUUAAAAGAAGUCUGUUUCUUUGGAGAGGAGUUACAGGCAAAUUUGGUAAAAGUUAAGCUAAUAUCAUAAUCAUCUAAAACUGUAAUGAUCUUAAUCAUUUUCUCCUUCGCCCUAACUCUCUUUUUCUGCUGCCACAAUGCAAGUAUAGUUUGGUAUUUUUUGUUACUGCCUUUUUGAGAUAUAUAUCUAUACCUAUCUACCUACUUCUCUAUCUAUAUACCUGUGUGUGUAUAUGUAGAGAGUACAUAUUUAUACACAUAGAUAUAUAUUUUUUUUCUCUCUCUCUCUCUAUUGGCAGUCCUUUCUUUGUGGAUUGGAUAAGGGGUUAAAUAAUUUUCUCCAGUUUAACAGGAGUGCUUGACCCAAGUCAAGUCAUAUACUGUAUUACUCUUCUUUAUUUAAACUGAAAUUUGGACACAAGAAGCACAUAGGAAUGAUCAACUUUUUUUGAAAGGUGAAAGUGCAGUGCACCUUUUAAAUCUGGAGGCUUUAAAUGAUAAGUCAAAAUCUGAAUCACUUAUGAACAGUUCAUGACCCACAUUAGACAUUUUACAGACUGGUCCGCCAUCUGGCUAAAAGGCUGCCUUUAAUUCUAAGCAUUUUAAUCUUUUGUUGUUGUUACAUUUUAAAUCAUAAAUACUUUUAGUAAAACCCAGGUACUUGGUCCGCAAAGUAUAAUGUAGGUGUACUUUGGAUGGCACGUUUGGCUCGUUAUUUGUACAAAUUAUAAACCUGGAUUUUAAUAUGAAUUUAAAAGGUAACACUACAUCAGUGAUUUGUGUGUAUGUGCUCUGAGUUCCUGGAAGAACACAAUACUUUUAUAUUAGAAAUGUAAGUUUUAAGAAUGGCAUUGUUGCCUUCUAACAAGUUCUUUGGGAUUCUUUUAUUUUUAUUACUAUUAUUAUUGAUAUAUGAUUAUGGUCAGAAAGCUUUUUCACCCUGGCUUUUCCCCACAAAGAAUGUCUUGACAAAUAACAGCUUAAAUAUAUUGAUGCCUUUUGUGGUGUUGUAUGUCCUUGCCUACAGUAUGCUGUUAAUGUGGAUUCCAUUCAGUGGACUCUAGGAUUUUGCAUGUCAGUGAUAUUUUACCAUAUAAGGUUCCAUCAUCUAUGUUAGCUUCCGGGUGUCAGUGAUAGCAGCAGCCCUUAGCCACAGAAUCCUUUUAUGGUUUGUUCCUGCAAAGUAGUUUUAAGCCGAAAUAGAACUGCAAAAAUGGUUGGUUUAGCACCAGAAUUGCCAUAUGUCGCUUUGUUUUGGAUGCACCUUGGUGGUUUGAAAGCAAGGAGAAAACGCAGUAUGUGAAACCAGUCUCUCUAAUGGAGGGGCUUAGACCUGAGGUUUGACCUUGUCCGUUUAGUGUGCAGAAGGCUGACCAUGCGAGCUGUCAACCAACACGAAAGGUUUUGGAUCAGAGGGCCAAGGGGCCUCUUUGCUAUGGCCGUUCUUUCUUCGUGUUAGAGAGUCAGUAGUCUAAAGGUCUCUACGCAUGUUUUGCUUGACUCCCAUUUUAGCCUUAAGGUGUGUGUCUCAUCAUGCUGUUGGAUGGUACCUACUACUGUUCAUGGCUCCAUUGGGCCCAGUUUUCUACCCUGGGUAACCAAAGGCAAGCUUCUCAAUGCAGUAUGAAAGCACUAAGUAUCCAGGUCAUAAAUGUUUGAUGUGUGUUUGAACGAGUUUCAUUCUACAGAUCUGGUAUGUGUUUUUCUAUUGCCUCCAUUUUCUAUUGAGUCCCUGCAUGUAUAUCUCAAGGCUGAGCCUGGCUCCAUGAGCCCAAGCUGAUAUUUGUGACACAACAGUGAGUGUAUCCAGCACUCACAAUAUGUAUAUAACAUGGUACAGUGAAAAAUAAAGUUCAUUUUGAAGAAUCCUGAGGGUUGGGUCAACUGAAACGUUUUUAGCAUUACCUAAUGACUUGCAUUGUGGAUUUUCUACAAGCCACUUGAGCAACUUUAAUACACCACAUGAUCUGCUAAUCGUAGAUGAAUGUGACAUGUGAUUAUUAUUUUAAUGUUCCGUUUAUUGCUUUUAGGGUUGAGGGAAGAGGAAGGAUAUUUGUUCUGUUUUGUUCUCCCUUUUUCCCCAUUCCUUUGGUGGCUUAACCCACAUUGAUCAAUGCUGUGACUUACUCUGCUCCAUGGCGCUUGCGUCUUUGGCUUCAUUUUAGGCUCCUGUUUCAGAUCUGCAUGCAUUGCUUGCAUUUUCCUGGUCUGAAUGUUGGUUUCUUGUUCUCGGAAUUCAACGUUAACUUCCAAAAUUACCAUGGGGCUUGUGAUGAUGACACAAGACAUGGAUCUGUGUAUGAAACUUAUUGGCCUUUCUCAUUUACCUGCUAUAGUAUUAUUGUGUGUGUGUGUGUGUGUGUGUGAGAGAGAGAGAGAGAGAGAGAUGUCAAGCUGCCAUGUAAAGCUUCAAAGAAAAAUCUUAAAAGCAGACCAUCCUUUUUGCAUGCUCUAUUCUAAGUAGAAUGUUCAAUGUAAUUAACUAAAAUUGCAUGUUAAAGAUAUCUAGGUUUUUUGUUUUCUUUGUUUUCAUUUGUUUUCAGUUUCUGUAUAUUUGCUUACUGUGCCGUUUAGUGGUCGUAGGAUAAAAAUGCACUGGUGAAGCAAAUGUAGUGCCAACAGAAGGUAGUUUUCCACUUGUAUGUGUCAUGCAGCAUUUGAAGGGACUGUGGAUUCUUUAAAAAAUCACAGUUACUUCUAAAAACAGAUUUCAUUUCUUUUAUUGUUUUAUGUGCCAAACCCCAAAGUGCAUUGGACUUGAAUUUUUGAAAGCUGUAGACCCAUUAGAAGACUGUUUUGAUUGUCACAAAUUGUAGUGCCUAAAAUCAUUCUUAAGCUGAUUGUCUUAAAAAAAAUGAAAGUUCUCCAAAGACGAAACAGAAACAAUUAUUCCAACAAAAGUAAUUAUGGCUGAAAUGUUUGUGGUUCCUUGGAAAUGCUGCGCUUUUUGUAUUUUACAUCAUUAGUGCAGUUUGAAUGAGAGUGUAUAGUUCAGAGGUCUUCGUGUUCACAUUUUAAAAUUAGGUAAAUGACCUCAUCUUUAGAGCUUGAGUCCAUUUUUAAUUUUCAUUUUAUUUUAUACAAUGUGUAUACAGUUCCCUGUUCUCUGCAUUUAGAAGUAUAAACAAUAUAAAUCUGUUAAUUCUGUAAGUAAUUUUUAUAAUUAUGAUGUAACUCUAUCCUAUCCUCAAAACAUUUAAAAUAAACCCUUUAUGUGCAA